UCCCAUCUUCCCCGUCUCCUCUCAAUGAACGGCUCUGGAGUCUGGAGGCUAAACACCUCCGAACAAACCACACACACUGUGAAGUACCGUGGUAACUAACCAAAGCAUCAAACUCUGCACUCCCCACUGAGCUGACCACCUAUCACUGCGGGAUCGCCCGCCAAGCUCAUGACCUGGACUCCGAACUCGGAGCCCGCAUACCCGCCGCGAAAUCCUGCCGGAGCAACUGGCAUGAGGCUCAUAGUGCCCCUGCAGGGCGUUGGCCAAGGCAGAGGAGGCAUAAUUCUAGGUUCGUUGAUUCCUUGCGCUCUCUUCUACUUUUUCCAGCUGUAUCUGAAACGACACCGUUCUCCUGACCCGCCGCCAUCUUCGAAUCCUCCGUCGCCAUCAUCGUCGUCACCGAACCUGGCGGAGCUUCCCCGAAGUUCUUCGCGCUUAAAUUUGUCAACCCGUGGCUCCAUCGGACGGGUCCGCGUUUCGAACCGUGCUAGCUCUAUUGCGAAACCGAACGAUUCGCCGUAUUAUAUUGGGUUGGAUAAAGUUGCUACGGACCCGUAUCAUAGAAUGGAUAAUCCGGAUGGGAUUAUCCAGCUUGGUUUGUCCGAGAACAGAUUAAGCUUGGAUUUGAUUGAGAAUUGGUUAUCUGAGAAUUUGAUGUGUUCCAUAAUGGGAAGCGGAGAUGAUGAUUUGAGCAUUAGUGGGAUUGCAACAUACCAACCAUUUGAUGGAUUGAUGGAGUUAAAAGUGGCUAUGGCAGGUUUCAUGUCCCAUAUAAUGCAAAACAGAGUAUUUUUUGAUCCAUCACAGCUAAUAUUAACUGCUGGUGCCACUCCUGCAGUUGAGAUACUAUGCUUCUGCUUGGCAGACACUGGAAAUGCGUUUCUUGUUCCUACACCCUAUUAUCCUGGUUUUGAUAGGGAUAUGAAAUGGCGAACAGGAGUGGAGAUCGUUCCUGUUCAUUGUCGCAGCACCGAUAACUUCGUUUUGAGUAUCACUGCUCUGGAUCAAGCAUACAAUCAGGCAAGAAAAAGAGGAUUGAAAGUUCGCGGAAUCCUGAUUUCCAACCCUGCAAAUCCUGUUGGCAAUAUACUGACACGCGAAACACUUUACAAUCUUUUGGAUUUUGCACGAGAGAAAAACAUCCACAUUAUUUCUGACGAAAUAUUUGCAGGUUCUUUGUAUGAUAAUGAGGAGUUUGUGAGCAUGGCAGAAAUUGUUGACCUGGAAGAAUUUGACAAGAGCAGGGUUCACAUAGUAUAUGGGCUGUCUAAAGAUUUAUCUAUUCCUGGAUUUCGGGUGGGGGUUAUCUAUUCCUAUAAUGAGAGUGUUUUGGUUGCUGCUAAAAAGUUGACAAGAUUUUCUCCGAUUUCUGCUCCAAUCCAGCGGCUCGCAACUUCAAUGCUCUCAGAUACAAGGUUCACUCAGGAAUAUAUGAGAGCCAACAGAAAAAGGAUACAGCAAAUGUAUAACUCAUUUGUGGCAGGUUUGAAACAAAUAGGAAUUAGGUGUGCAGAAAGCAGCGCUGGCUUGUAUUGUUGGGCUGAUAUGAGUGAAUUGAUCCUCUCUUACAGUGAGAAGGGGGAACUUGAGUUAUGGGAGAAGCUUUUGAAUAUUGCUAAGAUCAAUGUCACUCCCGGCUCGGCCUGUCAUUGUAUAGAACCUGGGUGGUUUCGAUGUUGUUUUGCUACGUUAGAUCAGGAAGAUCUUCUGGUAGUUAUUGAACGGAUCAGGAAAGUUGCUGAAGGUUGCAAAUCUCCCAGUUAAGGUACAACUAGUGUUAUAACCGAAUAUCUUGUAAUCAACCAAAAGAAUUACUGGAAUGAUGGUCAAUCUUGUUGCCUUGAUUGAUCGAGGCUUGGUUUAUAAGACCUUGCUCUUUCAAUGAACCAGGAGAAAGUAUGUGGACACGCAAGUUGAAGAUCACAGAAUAUUUUAGAUUAAAGUAGUUCUCACAGAAAAUCAACAUAUAAUACAUAUUGACAAGUUUGGAUUGAUUUGUGACUGUAUCCUUGAGGUUGAAAGCCAGAACAACUUGGAAGGGAUUCCUGAUAAGGAGGACGCAAUUGUAGAUGAUGAACAGGAAUAAAAGCUUUCUUCUAUAUCAGUUUCAGUCUCGGUUGGUACUUUUUCCACUGGAGUCCUUCUACCAUUUUAAAGCUAGGUCCAAAGAAGCAGCAUCCAAAUGUUCUCUUAUUAAAUUCCUGCCAUUAGUUGAGUUCAGGAAUAUUAGAAAUUGUUUUGGUAUCUUUGUGCAAAAUAGCCGGCUAUUUUUAAUUUGAUAUUGAUUAGAGUAUAGAAGGCUUGAAAAAUAAAACGUGUAACCGUGCUUUUUCUUUA
Messenger RNA from Tripterygium wilfordii, 2337 nucleotides. RefSeq names its product probable aminotransferase ACS12. NCBI's taxonomy places the organism in Eukaryota, Viridiplantae, Streptophyta, Magnoliopsida, Celastrales, Celastraceae. Gene Ontology annotation, biological process: amino acid metabolic process; biosynthetic process. The transcript has 4 exons. Gene Ontology annotation, molecular function: L-aspartate:2-oxoglutarate transaminase activity; aromatic-amino-acid:2-oxoglutarate transaminase activity; pyridoxal phosphate binding. The record is from RefSeq and is a predicted model, not a curated record. Bases 169 to 1764 code for a protein of 531 amino acids.